AUGGCAGAGAGUCCUUACGAGGUGGCAAAAAAUGACAAGCGUCAAACUACAAAUCUGAACCUUCCCCCUGAAGAUCUCGAUUCAUCUGGUGAUGAAGAUGAUGCAUUCUCAGGUUCAGGUGCAGGUCCCAUGACUGACCAGUCUCACACCUGGAGAAUCCCAGAAGAACCAACUAAUUCCUCAGUACUGGCAGCACCAGUGGAUUUCAACAAACAGCCAUUUCCUGGGAUUGAGAGCCGAACUGAAAAAGAAGUAGUAUCUCCUUCUGCAACUAGUAAUCUAGUGACAGAGGAACCAGUUGUAGCUGUGAAGGAUGAAGUACCCAUUUCAGGCUCAUCUGAUGGGAAACCAACAAGUUCUUUGGUCACAACAACAGUGAGAAGCCCCACUACUCAUUUUCCUUCAGUGGUUCAUGUAACUCCUUCAGAAGCCUCAGGUGUGGUCCAUGAGCUUGAACCUAAAAUCCCUAGCUCUGAUGUGCCAGACACGAAAGACAUGCCUGAGCCCCACUCUACUGUCCAUCAUGAGGGAGAUAUCACUGACACCUCCACAACGACAGCUCCAAAGGACAUCAUUCCUACACAUGAGGAAGUUUCUGAAGAUGGCUCUGGAGACCCGGGAGACUUAUUCUUGACGAAAGAUGAAGAUUUGGUCCCCACCCAGAACUCGGAAGUACCAGCUGACUCUGGGAGGAAUGCCAAAGCAGCAGGAGCCUCGGGAAUUAUGGACAGAAAAGAAGUUCUUGGAGGUGUUAUUGCUGGAGGACUAGUAGGCUUGGUGUUUGCAGUGUUUCUAGUUGCGUUUAUGCUGUACAGAAUGAAGAAAAAAGAUGAAGGCAGCUAUUCACUGGAUGAACCAAAACAGUCUAACGGAGGGUACCAAAAACCACACAAACAAGAAGAAUUCUAUGCAUAAACACUGAACUUCAGGACACUUCUUAUUCCAUCUUUCUUGGACUCUUCUCUCCCUGCACGUGGACCUUCUAGUGUGCUUUGCAUUAAAUUUAAGCCAUAUGAUCAUUGGGUUAUUUGCCCUUACCACUUUGCCAUUGGAAAUUUUGUAACUACAAAGUAGAUCUGGAUUCAUUGGACAUUCCCUGCUUUCUUGCACAACUUUUUUUAUUUUUAAUUUUUAAACAGAAGUGGGACUGCCAGUUCCUAAACUCACUUUGGUUUAUCUAAAGACUGCUGGGACAGGCAGUGGGAAGAAGAUAAGGGAGCACUGUAUGUAUAAAACUCUUGAUAUUUAGGGAAAGGGCUAGCAAGAAUAAACAAUUUUCAGUGCUUGAAUUCUGUACAGCAGGGAUCCUUCCUAUUUAACUCAUAGAUGUGUUUUGAGUGUCACAAGUGGCUGUGCUGGGCAGACACUUGGUACACUGCAAUCCUCUAGCUCUUUCUGAUUGCUGUAUUUGGAGCACUUAAUGCCUACGAAACAUCAAGCUGAACAUGACUUCUAGU
Molecule: messenger RNA, 1457 nt
Organism: Acanthisitta chloris (rifleman)
Lineage: Eukaryota; Metazoa; Chordata; Aves; Passeriformes; Acanthisittidae
Gene: SDC1
Product: syndecan 1
Exons: 5
Coding region: 1-915 (304 amino acids)
Biological process (GO): cell migration
Cellular component (GO): cell surface; membrane
Source: RefSeq, a predicted model, not a curated record